Molecule: messenger RNA, 2609 nt
Organism: Protopterus annectens (West African lungfish)
Lineage: Eukaryota; Metazoa; Chordata; Ceratodontiformes; Protopteridae
Gene: LRRC8C
Product: leucine rich repeat containing 8 VRAC subunit C
Exons: 2
Coding region: 9-2399 (796 amino acids)
Molecular function (GO): protein binding
Source: RefSeq, a predicted model, not a curated record
AAAUAAAAAUGAUUCCUGUGACUGAAUUCCGUCAGUUCUCCGAACAGCAGCCAGCAUUUCGAGUGCUUAAACCUUGGUGGGAUGUUUUUACAGAUUAUUUGUCUGUGGCUAUGUUAAUGAUUGGCGUGUUUGGGUGUACACUCCAGGUAACACAAGAUAAGAUCAUCUGUUUGCCAAAAAGAAUACAGAAUGAGACCGGUCUCAAUAUUUCUGGUGAAAUCACAGUACCAAGGCAAAUGGUGUCACCUCAAACCUCACCACAGCAGGCUGAAAUGAAAGGAUUGAAAACGAACUUAGAUCUUCAGCAGUACAGCUUUAUAAAUCACAUGUGUUAUGAGCGUGCCCUGCACUGGUAUGCAAAGUACUUCCCAUAUCUGGUUCUCAUUCAUACUCUGGUCUUCAUGAUCUGUAGUAAUUUCUGGUUCAAAUUCCCAGGCUCAAGUUCUAAAAUAGAACAUUUUAUUUCUAUUUUGGUAAAGUGUUUUGAUUCCCCAUGGACGACAAGAGCAUUAUCUGAAGUUUCUGGUGAAAACCCAGAAGAAAAAGAUAACGCAAGGAAUAUUCUGCACAAGUCUAGCACAAACAUAGCUGCAGAGGAGGGAACUUUGGUAAAAGCUCCAUCUUUACGAUCUAUUCCUGAUAAGAUUGUGGCUGAGAAAACAGCAGCUGGCGCUCUGGAUAAAAAAGAAGGAGAACAAGCAAAAGCAUUGUUUGAAAAAGUAAAGAAGUUUAGGUUGCAUGUCGAGGAAAGUUACUUGCUUUAUACCAUGUAUAUCCAGCAAACCAUAGUGAAGGUUAUGAAAUUUUUGCUUAUCAUUAUUUAUAAUAGUGCCUUGGUCUCGAAAGUACAGUUUACAGUAGAUUGCAAUGUUGAUAUACAGGAAAUGACUGGGUAUAAGAAUUUUUCCUGCAAUCACACAAUGGCACAUUUGUUUUCUAAACUUUCCUUUUGUUAUUUAUGCUUUGUUGGUAUUUAUGGUUUAACAUGCCUUUAUACUUUAUAUUGGCUAUUUUAUCGUUCCCUUAAAGAAUAUUCAUUUGAGCAUGUGCGACAAGAGUCUGGAAUAGAUGACAUCCCUGAUGUGAAAAAUGAUUUUGCUUUCAUGCUUCACAUGAUAGAUCAGUAUGAUCCUCUUUACUCAAAAAGAUUUGCGGUAUUCCUUUCAGAAGUGAGUGAAAAUAAACUUAAACAGCUGAACUUAAACAAUGAAUGGACAGUAGAAAAACUAAGACAAAGGCUGCAGACAAAUUCUAAUAAUAGGUUAGAAUUGCAACUGUUCAUGCUGCCUGGAUUGCCAGACACAGUUUUUGAAUUAACAGAACUGCAGUCUUUAAAGCUGGAAAUAAUUAAUAAUGUUGUAAUACCUGCAGCUGCUACCCAACUCGAAAACCUUCAAGAACUUUCACUCUACCAAUGUUCUGUCAAAAUUCAUACUGCAGCGUUAGCAUUCAUGAAGGAAAACCUUAAAGUUCUUCGAGUUAAAUUCGAUGAUAACAGGGAACUUCCGGUUUGGAUGUAUUGCUUGAGAAAUUUAGAAGAGCUGUACUUAUUUGGUUGUUUAUGCCCAGAUGUUUCCAAAAACAUCACACUUGAUUCUUUGCGUGAGCUUAAAAGUCUCAAAAUUCUUUACAUAAAAAGCAACUUGUCAAAAAUUCCACAGCCUAUCAUGGAUGUUUCCAGCCAUCUCCAAAAGUUAUUCAUACAUAAUGAUGGUACCAAACUGAUGAUGGUAAAUAACUUGAAGAAAAUGGCCAAUCUCACUGAACUGGGACUUAUUCACUGUGACCUGGAACGCAUACCUCAUGCCAUUUUCAGCCUUCUGAGUCUGCAGGAUUUGGAUUUGAGGGAAAACAGCCUAAAAUCUAUUGAAGAAAUUAUUAGUUUUCAACAUCUGCGUAAACUCAGUACCUUAAGACUUUGGCAUAAUAGCAUAAUAAAUAUACCAGAACACAUUAAAAAAUUAACUAGCCUAGAACGACUCUAUUUCAGUUAUAACAAAAUAGAAGUCCUACCGUCACACCUUUUUUUGUGUAACAAGAUCAGAUAUUUGGACCUUUCUUACAAUGAUAUUCAUUUUAUACCUCCAGAAAUAGGAGUUCUUCAGAGCUUACAGUAUUUUUCUAUCAACUGCAACAAAGUAGAAAGCUUACCAGAUGAACUUUAUUUUUGCAAAAAGCUGAAAACACUUAAAAUUGGCAAAAACAACUUGAGUGUGCUUUCUCCCAAAAUCGCUAACUUAAGUAUGCUGUCACAUUUGGACAUUAAAGGAAAUCACUUUGAAGUUCUUCCACAUGAAAUAAGUUAUUGUAAAGCUUUGAAGCGCAGUGGUCUAAUUGUUGAGGAUAUCUUAUUUAAAACUCUGCCCCCUGAUAUCAGGGAACAAAUGCAAGCCGAAUAGUUUUUCCAGCCCCAUUCUAUCUUGGAUAGUUUAGAGCCCAAUGCAUAUAGUAUAUGCUGUUCAAAACCAAAAGGAAUUUUUGUAGUCAACAGGAUUUUACUUUGUCUUGGCCAGCUAUGUUAAUGUAUGACAGGUAAUAUUUUAACCAGUCAAAUGUUAUUGAAUUUUGUGUAUACUUUAAAGUUAUAAAAAAGUGACUUUUAAUUUAAA